Messenger RNA from Thalassophryne amazonica, 2111 nucleotides. Its product is annotated as zinc finger protein 503-like. Gene Ontology annotation, biological process: negative regulation of DNA-templated transcription. The record is from RefSeq and is a predicted model, not a curated record. The coding region runs from base 357 to 2009 and encodes 550 amino acids. Gene Ontology annotation, cellular component: nucleus. The transcript is spliced from 2 exons. Lineage: Eukaryota; Metazoa; Chordata; Actinopteri; Batrachoidiformes; Batrachoididae.
AAAAACGCGCCGCAGCAAAACGCGAACAAGCCUCCGCCUCACAUGCGAACAGGACACGUCACGAUCACUCGAGCCUCCACCUCGGGGGUCUCUGUGUGUCGGAGGCUGCGUGUCAGAUGCUGCUCCAUGAGGAGGCGGAGUGAUUCCUCCCGACCGCGAACCACUACCGAGUGCGCACUCGGACGCGCAGCCACACCGUCAGAGCGACUCCGGGGGAUGAAGCAGCGCGGCUGUGCCACGCACGGAUUGUGCUCCGCGUCUCUUUUAAGGACUGGACAUCAUCGUUUGAGCCUUUGAGAGUCUUUUUUUUAUCUUUUCCAAAUGCGUUUUUCAACCAUUUCCGCGAGAAUUGGGUCAUGAUCACAUCGCCCACGGUCUCUAUCGUGAGAAAUAGCACGAAUCCAGCGUGGGAGAAAGGCUCCUCGGGGAAGAAGGGCGCAGACCAGCUUUCCGUGCACAACAACCUAGUCUCUCCGGCAGACCCUUCGCGGCAAGCCAGUCGUCUUCCCAUCAAGAUUCUGAAAAUGCUCACGGCUCGAGCAGGACACAUUUUGCACCCGGAGUACCUUCAGCCGUUACCGUCCACCCCCAUCAGUCCCAUCGAGCUGGAUGCCAAGAAAAGUCCGCUGGCUCUUUUGGCUCAGACGUGCUCUCAGAUCGGCAAACCGGAUCCGCCGUCUUCCUCCAAACUCUCCUCGGGGACCUCGAAUGGAUCUACCGAGAAGGAGUCCAAAGCCGGUCCGCUGAAAAUGAGCGACAUCGGAGCCGAAGACAAAUCGAGUUUCAAACCUUACUCCAAAUCGUCGGAGAAGAAGGACUCGACCGGGAGCCUGAGUGGAGAUAAAAGCAGUUUCCGGGUGCCGAGCGCCACCUGCCAGCCGUUCACCCCCAGGACAGGCAGCCCAAGCUCGUGCACGUCGGUGUCUCCGCUGCCGCCGUCUGAGGGCAAGACGGGGGACAAGGAGGAGAAGAAGGAGGCGGACAGCAAUAAGAACAGCACGGCGGAGAACCACAGGAUAAGUGGAGUUACCUCUGACGUCAGCCAGCACCAGGACAGCACAUCCGGAUCCAAAACGGUUACGUCAGACUCCACGUCUGUCAGCUCCUCGUCCUCCUCCGUGCUCGGAUCCGGACUGGUGGCCCCUGUUUCCCCCUAUAAAUCCGGCCCUGCGGUCUUCCCCUUGCCCCCCGCGGGGAUUUCCUACACUGGGAGUUUAGGUGCCUACGCGGGAUACGCGCAGCCGUUCCUCCCGCACGGGAUGACCCUUGACCCCACCAAGCCCAGCAGCCAGCUGCUGAGCGCGCAGUUCGCCGCCGCGGCCGCCGCCGGCUCGUUGGGGUGCAGUAAAGCUGGAAGCAGCCCGCUGGCCGGGGCCUCCCCGCCCUCCCUCAUGUCCGCGGGCCUGUGCCGAGACCCCUACUGCCUCAGCUACCACUGCACGAGCCACCUGUCGGGCGCGUCGGGCGCCAACUGCGGACAUGACUCUGCGCUCAAAUCCGGAUACCCCUUGGUGUACCCGACGCACGGGCUGCACGGCGUGCACUCAUCGGCCGCGGCGUUCGGCGGGCACCACCCUUUGUACCCGUACGGCUUCGUGCUGCCCAACGACCCGCUGCCGCACGCGUGCAACUGGGUGUCCGCGAACGGACCGUGCGACAAGCGCUUCGCCUCCUCGGAGGAGCUGCUCAGCCACCUGCGGACUCACACGGCCUUCGCGGGCACGGAGAAGUUGAUAGUCGGAUACCCAGGCUCCUCGUCUCUGGCCAGCGCCGCCGCGGCCGCAGCCAUGGCCUGUCACAUGCACGCCAGCCCGAGCAGCCCCGGCGCGCUGGCUCUCAGGGGCCCCCAUCACCCGCUGGGACUGAGCAGCCGCUACCACCCGUACUCAAAGAGCCCGCUGCCCGCCGGCGCGCCCGUGCCCGUGCCCGCGGCCACGGGGCCCUACUACUCCCCGUACGCGCUGUACGGACAGAGACUGACCACAGCCUCCGCUUUAGGAUACCAGUGACCCUUUGUCAAGUCGUUUUAUACACGCAGGGAUGUGGAUCCGUGUAUUUAUUUGCGAUAGCUUCAAAAGCGUGAGUAAAAUAAAAACUAAAUUCUAAUAUAA